GCUGCGGCUAGCCAAGGCUGGGUCUUACCAGAAGGCAAAAUCAUGCCAAACACUGUUUUUGUUGGUGCAAUUGAUGAUAGGACGGAUGAAGCUGAGAUCAGAAGCUGCUUUGGUAGAUACGGUUCAGUGAAAGAAGUGAAGAUAAUCACAAAUCGAAGUGGUGUGUCCAAAGGCUAUGGAUUUGUUUCAUUUGUUGAUGAUGUGGAUGUCCAGAAGAUAGUAGAAUCACAGAUACAUCUCCAGGGUAAAAAGCUGAAGUUGGGCCCUGCACUCAGGAAACAAAAGUUCUGUGCUUGUCAUGUGCAGCCACGUCCUUUGGUAUUUAAUCCUCCUCCUCCACCACAGUUUCAGAACGUCUGGAGGAAUCCAAACACUGAAACUCGCCUGCAGCCCCUAAUCACGCUGAAUCCUGUAACUCAGUACGUUCAGAUGCCACCACAGUGGCCUGUUGGGGAGCAAAGGAGUUAUGCUGUACCUCAGGCACAUCCUACUUACCCAAAUUCAGCAGUUCACAUCAUCACUGGAUAUCAUUUGCCUGUAUAUGAUUAUCAGUCUGCUGCAAAUCCUGAGACUCCCAACUCAACCAUCUGCAGAGAGGCCAGCACCCAGUCUUCAUCAGCUGCGGCUAGCCAAGGCUGGGUUUUACCAGAAGGCAAAAUCAUGCCAAACACUGUUUUUGUUGGUGGAAUUGAUGAUAGGACGGAUGAAACUGAGAUGAGAAGCUGCUUUGGUAGAUACAGUUCUGUGAAGGAAGUGAAGAUAAUCACGAAUCGAAGUGGUGUGUCCAAAGGCUAUGGAUUUGUUUCAUUUGUUGAUGAUGUGGAUGUCCAGAAGAUAGUAGAGUCACAGAUACAUCUCCAGGGUAAAAAGCUGAAGCUGGGCCCUGCAAUCAGGAAACAAAAGUUCUGUGCUUGUCAUGUGCAGCCACGUCCUUUGGUAUUUAAUCCUCCUCCUCCACCACAGUUUCAGAACGUCUGGAGGAAUCCAAACACUGAAACUUGCCUGCAGCCCCUAAUCACGCUGAAUCCUGUAACUCAGUAUGUUCAGGCUUAUUCUACUUAUCCAGAUUCACCAGGUCAGGUCAUCACUCGAUAUCAGUUGCCUUUAUAUAAUAAUCAGAUGCCACCACAGCGGCCUGUUGGGGAGCAAAGGAGUUACGCUGUACCUCAGUCUGCUGCAAAUCCUGAGACUCCCAACUCAACCACCUGCAGAGAGGCCAGCACCCAGUCUUCAUCAGCUGCGGCUAGCCAAGGCUGGGUCUUACCAGAAGGCAAAAUCAUGCCAAACACUGUUUUCGUUGGUGGAAUUGAUGAUAGGACGGAUGAAACUGAGUUUAGAAGCUGCUUUGGUAGAUACGGUUCAGUGAAAGAAGUGAAGAUAAUCACAAAUCGAAGUGGUGUGUCCAAAGGCUAUGGAUUUGUUUCAUUUGUUGAUGAUGUGGAUGUCCAGAAGAUAGUAGAGGCACAGAUACAUCUCCAGGGUAAAAAGCUGAAGCUGGGCCCUGCAAUCAGGAAACAAAAGUUCUGCGCUCGUCUUGUGCAGCCACGUCCUUUGGUAUUAAAUCCUCCUCCUCCACCACAGUUUCAGAACAUCUGGAGGAAUCCGAACACUGAAACUUGCCUGCGGCCCCUAAUCACGCUGAAUCCUAUAACUCAGUACGUUCAGGCUUAUUCUACUUAUCCAGAUUCACCAGGUCAAUUUAUAUCUAUAAAUUCCGUCAUCCCUGGAUAUCAGUUGCCUGUAUAUAAUUAUCAGGCAUAUCGUACUUAUCCAAAUGCACCAGUUCAGGUCAUCACUAGAUAUCAGUUGCCUGUAUAUAAUUAUCAGGCAUAUCGUACUUAUCCAAAUGCACCAGUUCAGGUCAUCACUAGAUAUCAGUUGCCUGUAUAUAAUUAUCAGGCAUAUCGUACUUAUCCAAAUGCACCAGUUCAGGUCAUCACUAGAUAUCAGUUGCCUGUAUAUAAUUAUCAGGCUUAUUCUACUUAUCCAGAUUCACCAGGUCAAUUUACAUCUAUAAAUUCUGUCAUCCCUGGAUAUCAGUUGCCUGUAUAUAAUUAUCAGGCAUAUCGUACUUAUCCAAAUGCACCAGUUCAGGUCAUCACUAGAUAUCAGUUGCCUGUAUAUAAUUAUCAGGCAUAUCGUACUUAUCCAAAUGCACCAGUUCAGGUCAUCACUAGAUAUCAGUUGCCUGUAUAUAAUUAUCAGGCAUAUCGUACUUAUCCAAAUGCACCAGUUCAGGUCAUCACUAGAUAUCAGUUGCCUGUAUAUAAUUAUCAGGCAUAUCGUACUUAUCCAAAUGCACCAGUUCAGGUCAUCACUAGAUAUCAGUUGCCUGUAUAUAAUUAUCAGGCAUAUCGUACUUAUCCAAAUGCACCAGUUCAGGUCAUCACUAGAUAUCAGUUGCCUGUAUAUAAUUAUCAGGCAUAUCGUACUUAUCCAAAUGCACCAGUUCAGGUCAUCACUAGAUAUCAGUUGCCUGUAUAUAAUUAUCAGGCAUAUCGUACUUAUCCAAAUGCACCAGUUCAGGUCAUCACUAGAUAUCAGUUGCCUGUAUAUAAUUAUCAGGCAUAUCGUACUUAUCCAAAUGCACCAGUUCAGGUCAUCACUAGAUAUCAGUUGCCUGUAUAUAAUUAUCAGGCAUUUCCUGCUUAUCCAAAUUCACCAGUUCAGGUCACCACUGGUUAUCAGUUGCCUGUAUAUAAUUAUCAGAUACCACUGCAGUGGCCUGUUGGGGAGCAAAGAAGAAAUCUGUGGACUGAAGCAUACAGAUGGUGGUAUCUUGUCUGUUUAAUCCAGAGAGCAGACUGA
This is a messenger RNA of Pongo pygmaeus (Bornean orangutan), 2808 nucleotides long. Its product is annotated as deleted in azoospermia protein 4-like. The transcript has 35 exons. Gene Ontology annotation, cellular component: cytoplasm. Bases 43 to 2808 code for a protein of 921 amino acids. Gene Ontology annotation, biological process: 3'-UTR-mediated mRNA stabilization; positive regulation of translational initiation. The record is from RefSeq and is a predicted model, not a curated record. NCBI's taxonomy places the organism in Eukaryota, Metazoa, Chordata, Mammalia, Primates, Hominidae. Gene Ontology annotation, molecular function: protein binding; mRNA 3'-UTR binding; translation activator activity.